This is a messenger RNA of Archocentrus centrarchus (flier cichlid), 1642 nucleotides long. RefSeq names its product gastrula zinc finger protein XlCGF8.2DB-like. Gene Ontology annotation, molecular function: DNA-binding transcription factor activity, RNA polymerase II-specific; RNA polymerase II cis-regulatory region sequence-specific DNA binding. The coding region runs from base 76 to 1188 and encodes 370 amino acids. NCBI's taxonomy places the organism in Eukaryota, Metazoa, Chordata, Actinopteri, Cichliformes, Cichlidae. Gene Ontology annotation, biological process: regulation of DNA-templated transcription. The transcript has a single exon. The record is from RefSeq and is a predicted model, not a curated record.
UUCAUACAGGUGAGAAGCCUUAUUCUUGUAGCAUCUGUGGGAAAAUGUUUACUUUCUUAUCACCAUUCAAAAUCCAUGUUAAAAUUCAUGCAGGUGAGAAGCCAUAUUCUUGUAGCACUGUGGAAAAAAUUUAUUAUGAAAUCAGGAUUGGAAAGUCAUGUAAAAAUUCACACAGGGGAGAAGCCACAUUCUUGUAGCAUUUGUGGGAAAAAAUUCACGAUGAAAUCAGGAUUGGAAAGUCACAUGACGAUUCACACAGGUGAGAAGCCGUAUUCUUGUAGCACCUGUGGGAGAAGAUUCAGGAAAAAAUCCAUAUUAGAAGGUCAUGUAAGAAUUCACACAGGUGAGAAACCUUAUCCCUGUAGCUAUUGUGGGAAUGUUUUCAGUCGAAUGGUAAACUUGAAAACUCACAUGAGAAUACACACAGGUGAAAAGCCGUAUUCUUGUAGCGCUUGCGGAAAAAGAUUUAGUAGCUUUUCAGGAUUCAAAAAUCAUACACGAAUCCACACAGGUGAGAAACCAUAUUCUUGUAGCAGCUGUGGGAAAACAUUCACUCAGAGGUCAGGAUUGGAAACACAUAUGAGAAUUCACACAGGUGAAAAACCACAUUCUUGCGGAACUUGUGGGAAAAGAUUUAGUGAUUCAUCAGCAGUCAAAAAACACAUGCGAGUCCACACAGGUGAGAAACCACAUUCUUGUAGUGCUUGUGGAAAAAGAUUCAGUGAUAUGAUGAAAUUGAAAAGUCACAUGAAAAUUCACACAGGAGAGGAUCUGCAUUCCUGUACCGUCUGUGGGAAAGGAUUCAUUCAGGUGAAUCACUUGACAAGGCACAUGAGAACUCACACAGGUGAGAAGCCAUAUUGUUGUAGCACCUGUGGGAAAGGAUUUGGUGACUUAUCUGGAUUGAAAAGACACAUGAGAAUCCACACAGGUGAAAGGCCAUAUUCUUGUAGCACCUGUGGGAACACAUUUAGUGACUUAACAGCAUUCAAAACUCAUAUGAGACUUCACACGGGUGAAAAGCCAUAUUCCUGUAGUGUCUGUGGGAAAAGUUUCAUUCAGAUGAUACACUUGAAAAAUCAUAUGAGAAGACACACAGGUGAAAAGCCACAUUCUUGUAGCAUCUGUGGCAAAAGAUUCAGUCAUCUCACAAACAUGAAAACUCACAUGAAUAGUCAUACUGAUUGAAAGUUUUCAUACUUAUAAAACGUGAGAGAGUGGUCAGUGUAGCAGCGUGUUGAUGUUAGAGCCCACGCUGAUGACAAACCAAAUCACCGCCAACACCUGUGGAAAAAGAUUACCUCAUAUUCAGGUCUACGUGAUAUAUUUUAUUUCCAUAUCAGUAAUGAACUGUAACAAUCAUUUAUUCAAUUUAUUGUCUUGUGAUGUAGGGAAAAUUUUUUAUUUGAUUUUAUAUUUGACUGAAUGUAUAUUUUAUUGUUGUAGGCCAGUGGUUCCCAAAUUCAAGAGCACUGUGGCCCACUUAAAAACCGAUGGUCAUCCGAUAGCACCAACCUGUGAAAUUUCCUUGUUAGAAGCCUGUCUUCACUCUCAUCAAAAUACAAGAGAAAGUGAUGGAUUUCCUUGAAAAUUUGAUUAAAAAAACAUAAACAACACAGGCUGUCUAUAAAUUGUUAAUACU